Paramormyrops kingsleyae is the source of this 3522-nucleotide messenger RNA. RefSeq names its product acetoacetyl-CoA synthetase (gene aacs). Gene Ontology annotation, biological process: positive regulation of insulin secretion; lipid metabolic process. Gene Ontology annotation, molecular function: acetoacetate-CoA ligase activity. Lineage: Eukaryota; Metazoa; Chordata; Actinopteri; Osteoglossiformes; Mormyridae. The record is from RefSeq and is a predicted model, not a curated record.
AGCAAGCAUGUUGUUCCGCCUGGCCUCGGAUGAAGGAGGCUACUAUAUGACUUUCUCAGACGUGUCUCAAGCGAUAUCAGCAUGCUUAGCAAAGCACAAUUCUCUUAUUUACAGCUCUUCUUAGUAUGUGGUUAAUGUUUAAUUGCUUUCAUUUGUUCAGAACGAAUAACAGCUAUAUAGUCAGUUGAUUUUGGGCAGAACAGCACGUUGUGCAGUGUCAUGAAUAUUUAAAGAGAAUUCUCAUACGAGAGCUGAGUUCGUUUAUUCAGUAAUAUAUGAUUGGCACGUUAUUAAUGUGUGCUUGAAGUGGAAUAAAAAACGACUUGCAAUUACCAACGCGUAAAAGUUUUCUGAUUGUGAUAAUCAACUUGCCUUAGUCAGACGUCAUGAGGCGACGCAAUGUGGGAGGGGUGAAUUAUUUUACAGGGUUAGAGGAAGACGGGAGGACAGUGAAUGAAUCAAUCGAGCUAGCUGUUGCUGGAGACCAAGCUAAGCAAGGACGACGUUCGGGUACAGUACAAGGAUUCGCGAUGUCUAAAGAAAUGGAGAGAAGUGAGAAAAUCAUGGAGUCGAAGGUAAUGUGGUACCCGGACUCCAAGAAAAAUACCCAAAUGGACAGAUUCAGGAGCCUUGUGAACCGGGAUUUCGGGCUGAAUCUGGCCACCUACGACGAGCUGUAUCAAUGGUCAGUGGAGAAUUAUGCUGAAUUCUGGGCUGAAGUAUGGAAGUUUUGCGCCAUCGUUAGUUCAAAGAUCUACGAGGAGGUUGUUGAUCUGUCUAAGAGGAUAUCGGAUGUCCCCGAAUGGUUCAAAGGCAGCCGCCUGAACUAUGCAGAGAACCUUCUGAAGCACAAAGAUCAAGACAAAGUGGCCCUAUAUGCAGCCACGGAGGCCAGUGAUGAGAUCACCAAGGUGACGUUCAGGGAGCUGUCCCGGGACGUGGCGCUCUUUGCCGCCGCCAUGAGGAAGAUGGGUGUACGCACGGGUGAUAGAGUGGUGGGAUACCUGCCCAAUGGGAUACACGCCGUAGAGGCCAUGUUGGCGGCGGCCAGCAUCGGCGCCAUCUGGAGCUCCACCUCCCCAGACUUUGGGGUUAACGGGGUGCUGGACCGGUUCUCCCAGAUCCAGCCCAAGAUCAUCUUCUCUGUUGCGGCAGUGAUCUACAAUGGCAAGCUGCACGAUCACAUGGAGAAGCUGCAGAGUGUCGUCAAAGGCCUGCCGGACCUCAAAAAGGUGGUUGUCAUUCCAUACGCCCGCUCCAGGGAAGAGACGGAUCUCUCUCGAAUUCCAAACAGCGUGUUCCUGGAGGACUUCCUGUCCAUGGGGAAAGAGGGGGACCAGGAUCCGCAGCUGGAGUUUGAGCAGCUGCCGUUCAGCCACCCGCUGUUCAUCAUGUACUCCUCUGGGACCACUGGCUCACCCAAGUGCAUGGUUCACUCUGCAGGGGGAACGCUUAUCCAGCACUUAAAGGAGCACAUUCUGCACGGUAGCAUGGCCAGCAGUGACAUCAUCAUCUACUACACCACGACGGGCUGGAUGAUGUGGAACUGGCUCAUCUCUUCUCUGGCGGUGGGGGCAUCUGUGGUUCUCUAUGAUGGAUCCCCUCUGGUUCCCACGGCCAACAUCCUCUGGGACCUGGUUGACCGACUAGGGAUCACCAUUUUUGGAACUGGUGCCAAGUGGCUGUCCGUGUUGGAAGAGAGAAAUCUCAAGCCAGCCGAAACACACAGCCUGCAGAGUCUCCACACCAUCCUGUCCACGGGCUCCCCGCUGAAGCCCCAGAGCUACGAGUACGUCUACUCCAGCAUCAAGAACAACGUGCUGCUGGGCUCCAUCUCCGGUGGGACAGACAUCAUCUCCUGCUUCAUGGGACAGAAUAUGACUGUGCCUGUUUACCGUGGUGAGAUACAGUCCCGAAACCUGGGCAUGGCUGUGGAGGCAUGGAGCUAUGAUGGAAAACCAGUAUGGGGGGAGAGUGGGGAGCUGGUAUGCCUGAAGCCCAUUCCCUGCCAACCCACCCACUUCUGGAACGAUGAGAAUGGGAGCAAGUAUCGAAAGGCGUACUUCUCAAACUUCCCAGGGGUGUGGGCCCAUGGAGAUUAUUGCAAGAUCAACCCAAAGACGGGGGGAAUUGUUAUGCUUGGUAGAAGUGAUGGAACUUUAAAUCCCAAUGGAGUGCGAUUUGGAAGCUCUGAAAUCUAUAACAUCGUGGAGGCCUUUGAGGAGGUGGCCGACAGCCUGUGCGUGCCCCAAUACAACAACGAUGGGGAGGAGCGUGUCAUCCUCUUCCUGAAGAUGGCGCCCAAUAAGGAAUUCUGCCCCGAGCUGGUGCAGCGCGUCCGCGCCGCCAUCCGCAUGGGCCUGUCCGCCCGGCACAUCCCCGCCUUCAUCCUGGAGACAGAGGACAUCCCGUACACCAUCAGCGGAAAGAAGGUGGAGGUGGCUGUCAAGCAGGUGUUGGCGGGGAAGGAGGUCAGCCAGAGAGGCGCCUUCUCCAACCCAGCUGCUCUGGAUCUCUACAAGAACAUCCCCGAGCUUCAAGGCUUCUGAGCCAGCGGCACUGCUGGCUGCAAGGGGAGGGAGAGCGGGGCGACGCCCUGCCAGGGACAUCUCUGUUCACAGGAACCGGGUCAUGCAUGCAUUUAAUUGAGGAUCCAUUCAGACUAGGCUGUAUGUCUCCGUACUCAAUGCCAGGAAGUGGAAAUUGGGGGAGCACUCAGUGCCCACCUGCCUGAAAAACAACCCAGAGUUGGGGCAUCUUGCUGGGGGAGUUAGGGACAUACCACCUGAAUCUCACAAUAUCUGCUUGUUCCCUCCGUGAACACAUCUUAGGAUUUUUUUUUUCUUCUUUUUUUUAUUUUUGAAAUACAGACAUGGAAGAAUAACCCUUUGGUGUUAGGCUGAUGAUGCACAUCGUUUUUGUCACUUUAAGCCAGAACCGGGGAACCGAUUUGUCAGUAAAUAGCAGGUUUAGGGUAACACUAAUAUUUGUUUAAUGGGCUUGAGCCUUUAUCUUCCAUCACAGUAAAUGGACUUUUUAAGCACCAGUCCUAUUCUGUUACAAGGUGUGAAAUCCAGCAAAGGUGACUUGAUGUGAUUAAAUAAAUAGCUUCAAUGCCUUGCAGGAAAGUUUAGGACCUUCCUGUACAAUCUUGAGUUGUAGCUUUUGUAGUGGUUUUUAUGUAAACUGUAUACAGAAAGUGAUUAACGUUUUCUGUGAAACUUGCGUCAUUGUGUUGAUAUUAAAAACGGGAGUGAGCAUUUUUAAAAAUGUGAAAAUACAGAUUUUUGUUUGCUGAGCCCUUUUGCAACACUAUCUAUAAAUAUAGAAUUGGGAAAGACAAGUAAUUAUUAGUUAGCUUUUUUUUAAGUCCAAGUUCUUUUAAAUUAUUAUUAGCCUCUCCAAUUAACUUAUUCCUGCUUAAACCUCAUGCACGCUUGACAUCGUCCUGCAAAAGUAGCUUAUCAGCGGAAAAUUGUAUGUUUCUGCUUUUAUGUCUAUUAAAACAAUGCCUUGACCUCA